Acanthochromis polyacanthus (spiny chromis) is the source of this 3510-nucleotide messenger RNA. RefSeq names its product zinc finger protein 665-like. Gene Ontology annotation, cellular component: shelterin complex. Bases 109 to 3084 code for a protein of 991 amino acids. The record is from RefSeq and is a predicted model, not a curated record. Gene Ontology annotation, molecular function: telomeric repeat DNA binding. NCBI's taxonomy places the organism in Eukaryota, Metazoa, Chordata, Actinopteri, Pomacentridae. Gene Ontology annotation, biological process: regulation of telomere maintenance via telomere lengthening; regulation of immune system process; negative regulation of transcription by RNA polymerase II. The transcript has 9 exons.
GGGAGUUGAGGACGCGGUGUUUGCGUGCUAACAGCGCAUGUUAGCCACCAAGUCAAACAACUCUAUUUUGCACUAAUUUUUCAUCCCUACAAGAGACGAACUGCAACGAUGGAGGUUCUUGGGUCAAUAAAUAAACCAAACGAUCCAAGCCUGCCUCUGUCCUCUCUUCGCCUCCUGGUUCCUCCUCUGCAGCUCCUGUCUGCUGCUAUGUGGCAGCUGGCGAAGCAGAAAGAUGUGAUGAACUACGAGAAGCUGCAGGAGUUUGUGUUCAUGGUGACGGAGGCGGUGCCCGGCCUGAUCAACCACAGACAGAAAGCCCAGCUCAUCCUUGGCCUCAGGGCAAGGUUGAUUCUUGAGCUGUGCAAAGGCUCCACAUCUGGUUCUGUUGAUUGUCAAGUGAUCCAGAGCUAUUUGGACAGACUCCCGAUAACCGCCACAAACACAGACUACAGGGAUGCAGACGUUAAAACAACAGAGUCUACUUUCAUUGCACUUGUCCAGAGCCUGCUGAAAGAUCCAAUUGAGAGGGCGUAUUUCUUUCAGGAGGUUUUCCCUGUAGAAUAUGGUCCUCAGUAUGAUGCAGCGCUGCACGUGUUGCUGUGGGAGCUGCUCUCAAAGCUGGAGAAGCUGCUUCCAGUUCCAGACCUUAAACAGACUGCUGCCUGGCUCGGCUCUGCUCCGUCUGCUUUGGAGGAAUGUGUUCAGACAUCACCUGAGGAGCUGAGCUUAAUCUUCGAGCACUACAAAGGUUCAGGACUACUGAAAAUGUCGUAUGGCCCGUCUUCCACUGUUGGUAACUGCAUCAUGUCUGCUUUAUCGAUUCCUCCCUCACAAAAGACAAACAUAUCAGUUGGACUAGACUCCGUCCAUAACUACGCCAACAUACUGAACCCCGUCACUUUUGCUGGAGCAGACCAGUACAGCGUCGUCACAGUCUACACUGAGGUGGAAGUCGGAUCGUCCAAGGGGGACGAGGAAAUGAUGGAAUCGGCUGAAGCUCAAGUUCAGACAGAUUUCUACGAAGAGGAGAUUGUGGCUGUGAGUGCAGACAACACUGGCAAUGAGGAGGGUAGCGGCAUGAGGACUGAGGAGCCGAGUGAAACUGUGGAUGUAGCUAAAGCUUUGGAAACUCUGACUAAAACAUUUGCUUUAAGAAAGGAGAGUCUGGGUCAAGAAGCUCCAACAGGCAAGAGCAAUGAUUCAUCCCUUAGCGACAAGCUAGAGUCAGGAAAUGGACCAGAUGAGGGAAAAACACAUGAAGAGCAUGAAAGAAGUGAUCAAACUGAGGAGAAAAGAGAAAACGUUACAGAGCAGGUGAUGGAUGAAUUCCAACCUGGAGGCUUAGAGAGCAAAACGGACUCGUGUACGGACCUGAAGGAAAACCUCUCCAGUGAGGUUUCUGAAACUCCACAGCCCGACUCCUCAGCUAACAUACGCAGGUCCUCACGUCUGCAAACCAAGACGACACCGACAUGGAAGAUAAAGAGGACGACGAGAGGAGUUAAUGAAGAGUCAAAAAUGAGCACAGCUGACGUACCUGUUGCCCCAUCUGUGAUAGCCAUCAAAGGACCUGACAAAGACGAUUCAGAGGAGUUGACGUCUAUCAUUUUCACCUGCUCACAGUGUCCUUUCCAUCACUCAGAUGUAAACAGUCCUCCUCACUUCCACAUGCAGAGUGUUCAGACAGGAGAGUACAUGAACCCCUCAGGAGCCAAAUUUACACCGUCUCCCUCCAGCACUGAUGAAAUAUUUACAUCCAUUAAACUUUUCCCCAAAGAAAGCACAGAACAGAGAAAAGCGGAGCUGCCUGAGAGUCAAAGUAAAGGAGAUGUUUCUCAGUCGCUCGGCAGACAGAAGGCGCUCACAUGUGAAACCUGUGGGAAGACGUUCACUCGGACGUCAGACGUCAGGAGACACCAGCUCACUCACACCGGAGAGAGACCAUUUCACUGCUCGCAGUGUGACCGAACCUUCCAGCACUCGUGGGAUCUGGUGAAGCAUGAAAGUAAACAUCACGGCGUGGCCAUCUCCUUCUCCUGUCAGCUGUGCAGGAGCUCCUUCGCUAAUCUCAGAGCGCUGACCGUCCACCACAAAAAGGCUCACUCAGAGGAGAGCCACCUCCCUCAGAUCUGCUCCAUCUGCAGCCGGAGUUUCCCUUCCCCCUCUGAGCUUCUCGAGCACAGAAAGUCCCACGUCACCACCAAACGCUACAUCUGCCAGAAGUGCGGCGAAGGCUUCGACUCUCUGCUCGCACGCUCCCAACACCGGCAGAUGCACCAAGUGAAGCGUCAGUUUAAAUGCCCACACUGUGAGAAGACAUACACCCGGAGGUCUGACGUGAAGAGGCACCUGUCCACACACACUGGAGAGCGACCUUAUCAGUGCAACCAGUGCAGCAAACAGUUCUCGCUUCGAUUUAUGCUCAUUAAACACCUCCGUGUUCACACGGGCGAGCGGCCUUUCCAGUGUUCCCACUGCCCCAAGAGAUUCACUCUGGUGUCUGUGCUGGCCAGACAUGAGAGGAUGCACACCGGGGAGAAACCGUUCCUCUGUUCUCAAUGCGGGAAAGGCUUUUUGUCACAGGGAGAGCUCUCAAAACAUCAUAGGUCGCAUGUGGAUGACCGACCUUAUGCCUGCUCUCAGUGCGAUAAACGUUUCAAGAGCAAGAAAACCCAACAGGAACAUAUCGUCUCUCACACAGGCGCCCGCCCGUAUCCAUGCACCUACUGCGGGAAAGGCUUCACCAAACCGUACGCACUGACCAGACACAACCUCAUCCACACAGGAGAGAGGCCGUUCCCCUGUGGACACUGCGAGAAGUCCUUCCUCACUCUCAGUGAGGCUCAGCUACACCAGAGGAUUCACACAGGCGAACGGCCGUAUCCCUGCAACAUGUGUGAGCUCAAGUUCAAAAGCUCAUCAGAACUGGCACGACACAAACGCAGCCAUUCUGGCUUGAAGCGGGUGAAGCCGUACUGUGAGCAGUGCAUGAAAGCAUUCGCCUCCAAGGCCAAACUGAAAAAACACAUGGAGAUGCACAGGGGUGAGGGAGUCGCAGCACAAACUGUGGACUCAAAGGAAUAGAAUUAUUAAAUGCAUAGAAGACUUUCUUGGUGGUUAAAACUGUGGAAAUAUUUGUUUCAGAAUGUUUCGGUUUCCAUGUUUAGAUCUAUCAAGUUUAAGAAGUGGAGAUGAACUGAGUCUGUGUAGUCUUACUGUAUGCUGACGAUAUGUUGCUUUCAAUCUCAGUGGUACUGACACUGUUAAAAGAAUUUAAUGACAUAUCUGGCUACAAGGUAAAUUUUGAUGAAUUUGAGGCAAUUCCUAUUGCUAGGAUUUCCCUUUAUUUGAUCAUGCCUGGGCUUUACCUUCCUGGGUAUUAAAGUGUCCCUCAAGAUGAAUGUCCUUCCUAUCAUAUGGGCUGUUAGGAGGGAUCUACAAUGAGCGUCUGGGCUCCCUUUGUUUCUCAUAUGUCUGAUCAGUUUUAUUAAAAUGAAUGUAAAUCACAAA